Messenger RNA from Echinococcus granulosus, 1230 nucleotides. RefSeq names its product HMG domain-containing protein 4. The record is from RefSeq and is a predicted model, not a curated record. The coding region runs from base 1 to 1230 and encodes 409 amino acids. NCBI's taxonomy places the organism in Eukaryota, Metazoa, Platyhelminthes, Cestoda, Cyclophyllidea, Taeniidae. The transcript is spliced from 6 exons.
AUGAACACUCAAUUACAGGAUUCUACAGCCACUCCCCAUCAAGGCGAUACCCCCACAGCUGCACAGUCGAAUGCACAGCCACAGCGCGGCACCAUCCCUAUCUAUCGCCGGGGUUACGGAGCAGUGCGCUCUCGCGGCGUGGCGCCGCGCCCGCUAGUAUGGGAGGACGGUCGUCUGCGACAUAUCCAGGUGCCCGAGGAACCGCCUAACAACCUGCCCUUCCCCGGUGCAGUGGUGGGUCGUGGUGGCAUCUUCCCACCUCCCUCUUUCCCUCCCCCCUCUUCCUCUGCUGUUUCGCCUGCUACUGGAGGAGAGGGUGGAGAGGGCGAUAUGGAAUUUCGUUCUCCUCUGCUCAAGGGCCGCGGACGCACUGGCCGGCAACGUGGACGUGGCAAGGUUUCCACCCCUGUCGCAUCUUCUUCCCGUUCCUCUUGGCAGCGGGAAGGUGGUACACCCACCUUCAGAAUGCCCGAGAUUAAUGCAAACCUGCCCUCUCCACGAAAAAGGCCCAUUCUCCCAACUGAUCCUUCCCUUCCGCCGUUUAGUCUGUCAGCGGAGGAACCGAUUCCCCCGAACAGCGUGCUGUUCCCUGCUUUGGAAAGUGAUCAACCCAUCAGCAAUGCAAGUGGGCCUCUGUCGAAGAAGAUGAAGAGCAGUGGUGUUGACGAUUUGGACAUUGAAACAUUGAAAACGUAUCGGAGAUUGAAUGGAUACACGUUGUUCACUUUGGCGAUGAAGAAGAAGUACGGCGUGAGUAACGACGAUGGGGGUCAGGAUCAGAAGUCACAGAAUCGACGUUGGCAGGCGCUGUGGUCAACCCUGCCAGAGCGUGACCGUCAGCAAUGGCGAGUGCGAGCGCGGCGGAUGCAAAAGGCGGUGGAGGCAGCGCCGGAGAAGAACCUCGCUGCGGAAGUGAAGCGUGCAAACGAGCUGCGUCGUGCAGAAACCCAACUGGCCCGCUCUGAGACCUCUAAGUACUCCCUCAUGGACUUGGCCGCACAUUUCCAACUCCUCUCAGACGUUUUUGCCAGUGCUGCGGAUCUCAUGGGCGAGUACCGGGGCCCUGUUUCAAUGGAGGAGGUCACUUCAUCGCUCCUCGACGCUCUCUUGACUUGUCUCAUCCCUCUGACUGCCAUCGCGAGCGAAGUCGAGGCUCUGGCCGGUGCACCGGAUAAGACCACUGUCUGCUCUGGUCUCUCCUCCCUCGCCCAUAUUUUCCCCAACUUCUGA